CCUGAGCGCACACUUUCAAUCGAUCGAUUGCGCAGAGCAUUCGUGCUGCGCUUGCUGUUUCCGCGGGUUCGCGUGAGUUUUUUUUUGUGUGCUGUUGUUGAUGUUGUUGCUCGGUUCUUCCCUGAAGGAGAAGUUGGUCCUAGGCGCGCUGCUGCUGCAUCUUCAUCACAAAACACACACCACCACCACUGCUGCUGGUGCUCUGUGCGUGUGCCGUGCGUGUGUUUGGUUUCGGUCGCGGUGUGUGUUGUGCUGUGCGUUUGGCAGUUGACAGGGCCGGACACGGCGGACAGUUCGAAUUGCGCCCUCCGUACGGACAAACGGAGCCACCGAAACGUGCAAACCCCAGGACAUACAAGCGUGGCAGUGCGUAGUGGUCGUACGAGCCGGGACUGCCUUGCUUCUAAGGAAGCGGUUUGUGGUGUGUAGUAUAGACGUUGCGUUGGGCGUACUGCCCGGAAUACUAGUUCGAGUUCGAGUUUACAGUGCGUAACUCUGUGUAUGUUUGUGCCAAAUUCUGAGAAAUUAAACGUGCUUACCCUUUGGCGAGGAUACUACGCAUUUGUAAGACGCAUUCCUGAAGUAGACUACGGAAAAGCCCACUAUUAGAACGCAAUCCAAGAAAGGCAAAACCAAACCACGUUAAAAGGAUAACCAAAAACCAAACCAAACUGGACAUAGAGAGGCAAAUUCGCUUCGUGAUAAUCUCUUGCUGAAGAUCUCGCUCUCUGUUAGCUGAGCUCACUUCUAAGUGAACCAAUCUACAGUGUGUUUGUGACCUGGAGAUCUACCGUAAAAGAGCGAAACCUCAACAUAGCGUGUGCAACUUGGCAGCCAUCAAGUUCCGUGUACCAUCCAAAACGUCAAGUGUGUUGCUUAGUGACGGUGCACGCGAUCUGGUGUGUUUCCCAAAAGUUUCCUUCGUUUCGUCGCCUACUGCCAGUUCCUUCACUUUGCUCCCACUCCUCCAUCUCUAAGCACAACACCACCUACGCCAUCGGCGCCCAGUUUCAAGCUGCAAUACCUUAAGCGUGAUACUUUAAUGUGCCUUCUCUUCGAAUUGCUCUCGUUCGAAAUCUACCAAGAGCAGCACGUAAACUAACCAGCCAACACCUUCUAGAUAUCGUCUGAAUCUGUGAACACGGGCGCAAGCAUUUGACGUUGAAUUAGGCGGGCUGACAAGUGUUGUUUUGUGUUUCGUGACUGAAUUCCCACAACCAAACUGAAUAAGGCGGAGUAGUGUUUGAAAAUACACACAAACACACCGAAUAAAGAAGCGAUUGCUGCAACGAUCAGUGAUUAAGGUGAGAUACUGUUUGAAACAACAGAAAAAACCCUUUUGUAAGCCAAAAAACAAAGCACUACAUAUUCCUCACCACCAUUCUCACGUGUUUACUGUAAGUGUGUACGUGUAUCUCUGUUUGUGUGUGUGUAUGUUGGUUGUAUACUUGUGUACGUGUGUAUGAAGCGUUGCCUGCUCCCAUCAGGCAAAAGUGUGUAGCACGUUGUGUAACCUUCAGGUGUUUCUAAGGACUAUUGCUUGUGGGAUUUGUUCCGUUCGUCGUGUAUUAUCGUAGUGUGUGUUUGUGUGUUUAGUGUGAAAGAAACUAUUAAAUUCAACGAAGAUCAGCGACGCACCCUUGGGCAGCCACUACGGAAGCCAGCAAAUCCUCUGCGACAUGAUUAUGACACUCACACCGUCCCUACAAUCACAGCUGGAGCGGCUCACUAGUCAUGGAGGCAUAGGGCUGUCGAGCGGAAGUCCUGCAUACUCGGCGCACACCGGCGGCCACACGGGGCGCAACGGCCCAGCGAGCGGACACAGCGGUAGCCACGGCGGUUCACACGGUCCCGGCCCGACCAUGCAUCACCAGACGCUGCAGUCCGACUUCCAGCCACCGUACUUCCCGCCACCGUUCCACCAUACCACCCAAAGCCCACCGCAGCAACAGAACCACGGUCUCGAUUAUUUAAGUACGGACCCGUACGGGCAGCCACUGUCCUCGCUACACCAUGCGCCCCUGCACCACUACAAUCAGCUGGCCGGGCUGAGACCGUCACAGGAGCAGCUCGGGCUACACCGAUCUCACCGUGAGUCCGAACUGCAGCAGCACGUGACGCAACUGUCGCACGGCUUCCCGUACUCGGACCGGCGCAGCGAUUACAGCGGCUCGAUCGGUUCCGGUGCCGGUGCAACCCGGCUCGGUGCCCACGAACACGAUCCGCUCGCACUGCACCAAGCGCUGCAGAGUGCCGUCGACGAUGGCCAGAAUCCGGUGAUAGACGAGAACGCGGGCUUUAUGAGUGAUCUGCCACUGCUGAAAAACUUCCCCAUCACCGACAUCAAAAAGGAUAGCAGCCAAAUCAAUCUCGGCUCGCCGAGCGACGUGUUCUGUUCCGUACCGGGGCGGCUCAGUCUGCUAUCGAGCACCUCCAAAUACAAAGUCACCGUCGCGGAAGUGCAGCGCCGACUAUCGCCACCCGAGUGUCUGAACGCGUCCCUGCUGGGCGGUGUCCUGAGACGAGCGAAGAGUAAAAACGGCGGACGAUUGCUGAGGGAAAAGUUGGAAAAGAUUGGCCUGAACCUGCCGGCCGGUCGGCGUAAGGCGGCGAACGUUACCCUGCUAACGUCGCUGGUGGAAGGGGAGGCCAUCCAUCUGGCGCGUGACUUUGGGUACGUGUGCGAGACCGAGUUCCCGGCCCGGCAGGUGGCAGAGUACCUAUCGCGCCAAUACUCGGAACCGCAGGAGUCGUACCGAAGGAAGGAGCUGCUACUCAACACCAAGCAGGUCACGAAGGAGCUGAUGGACCUGCUGAACCAGGAUCGAUCGCCGCUCUGCAAUACCAGACCCCAGCACAUACUCGAUCCCUCGAUACAGCGACAUCUGACGCACUUUUCGCUGAUCUCACACGGUUUCGGUUCGCCGGCCAUCGUUGCGGCACUGACAGCAAUUCAGAACUAUCUGAACGAAUCGAUCAAACAUCUCGACAAGAUGUACCCGGGCAACGGUGGCAGCAUGGUGACCUCCUCGCUAGACAAGAACAAAAUGGAGAGCGACAAGAAAUGACAGUUAUAAAAUUAUCUCUUCACUAAAAUUGAUCGCUUCUAGGGGAUUGCGAUCGUUUAGUGCUUCAUCGGUGGAUGGUGUGGGGAGUGAUUUUUAAAACAAUGAAUCAGGAUCAGGAUCAUGCAAAACGGUGUGCCAAGUGGAGGGAAUAAAAACGGUUAAAGAGAAUAUGAAAAGAAAAGCAAAAGAAAAGGGAGAAGAAAAGUCUUUUUUUCUUUCUUCGUUGUACAGUAUUCAAGAUUCGAGAAGUAUUAAACAUUAAUUAAAACAAAACAUCACAAAAAAACAACACAAAAAGCAAACGGCAAAACUCGAGUUGUCAUAAGAUUAGGCAAAAAAAGGGUUAAACAUAAGAUAAACAAAAAACGAGAGAAGAGAAGUGAAAAAAAUACAAUUGUGAUUACAGCAAAUGUAGAAACAAAACAAAACAAACAAAAACACCGAACGAGCGUUUCGGGUGAGCAACAGGCGAAAAGCGGGCUGUAUCACACAUGUAAAGAGGCGCUGCAGAGCGCACUGUAGGAUAAUGCGUUAAGUUAGCUAACUUUAAAGAUCAAACGGUCACUUCAGCGACAUUUGGUGUGUCGUGACCAAUGUCGAUUGGUAUUAUUUUUAGUUGUUUUGUUUUUUUUUCUUCUUCCUGUUCUGUUUAAUCAUACCAUACAAUUCUAUCCCCACCCCGGGCCCGGGAGUUCCUUGGUUCUAGGGUUAUUGCAUCCUGCUACGCGCAUAGGUAGUACGAGUGGUAUAAGCAGUAGUAGUAUAAGUACGAACGAGUAUUAUGAAUUACAGCGGAAAAUUAAAGGGGGGAUUUAGUGUUUCCCUUCUGUCACUCCAAUACUGUCACUUUGCUUUCCGUUUAUUAUCGUUAAUAGUGCUUGAUCUUCCUUGUGAUAAAGGUAUUAUUAUUUAAAUGUGUAUCUUUAAUAGCUCAAAGACAGUAGUAUUUCGGUUCGGAUGUGGCGCGCAAAACCCCAAAACCAGGAACGAAGCGUCACAAGUACACUUAACUCAGCCAAAAUGGAGGCACCGGAGGGAAACCACUUCUUUUCCGGCACAAAAGCGCAAGAUCAUGCAAGGACGCCCAUAAACUUUCUUUCUAGUUCUAUCAUCUUAGCUCCUUGACUCCUUGGCUCUGAUCGUUGAUGAAAUCCACGUGCCAAAAUUAACCACUUUCGGUUCCUACUACACGUUACUCUCUUCACCCUCGGUACGCUGGACACAGUUUCCACGACCUAGUUGAUCGCCACCAUACUGCGAGAGAGAGAGAGAGAGAUCACAUACAAAAUUCUUGUGCCAAAAUUCUCCCUAACUGCCGAUUCCUUUUCGAUGCAACAGACGUGUAUAAACAUCGGGAGAGACUUUAUUUUUUGGGACAUCAAAGCAGCAGGUCACGUGCCAUCGCUACCGAAGCGUUCCUUCGUGGGGCGGGGAGCAGCUUCCUACGACCGAGGAUCGCAAUACACUUGCCAUACGAGAACCUUUGGGUCCGACACACGCAACUACCACCGCCCAAGCAUGCCAAAACCCAGGGGUUUGCUGCCCACGCAUAUAUAAAUAUCUUCCAGAUUCUUUCCCUGCGCCUCCCCACAUUUCUUAGAAACGACUUAGAUAAAUAAUCAACCAAGAAAUCACACACACACAAACACACUCUCGCGCACACUUUGCAGGAAGAUGGCGGCGGUACCGGAAACUAGCCACCUUUGUAGUAGCUGUACAUUUUAACAAAGCGAACCGUCAUAUCACACAAAACGAAGGGUUAGGUUCGGAGUAUCCGUGUGUGCGCGCGCGUGUGUGUGUGUGUAUUUAAUCCUGUACAAAGACAAAUUAGGAAUCAUAUAGUUUACUCUCACUAUAGCUCACUAGCUGAAAUUCGCUGACACAGAAACCAGCAACUCCCGGCUCUCGGUCUGUACAGAAACAUAUAUAGCAGGAGAGAUCAUGUUUGUAAAGGGUUAGGGCAAACGGAUCCUACACCAGGUGGAUGUAAAGUUUGUAUCGGAACACGGAGAACCCGGAUCCAGAAAAAAAGCAGAUAUUAAAGCAAAUUCUGUGAAUCGUUUCAAAGCGUCAUCCACUCACAUUCAUUCCACUUUUAGGGCGUAUUCCUUUUUGAGUAAGAUAUUUAACGCGAUCGCAAAACCAAACAUCCUUGCACCUGCAUAUAUCAGUAAAUAUAAAAGCAUAUAUAUAUAAAGAGACACACGCAUACAUGCGAACAAGAAAACAAAAACAUACCGAAACUGACACAUUUUGCACAAUCCCGAACAUUCCGCACCAAUGGCGUCUGACGGUGGACAGGACCCUUGUUAUGUGCGUGUGUGUAUGUGUGAAAUGCAAGAGUUUAACGAAGAAAACAGAUCAAACCGCCAACAAUCUAAUACCAAAAUGGGUUAAAUUUUGUGUAGCAAAACAUAACAAAUAAACACACAACACAUGGGAAAAGAUCAAAUCGACAAAACAAAAUCAUUAACAAAUAGUAAUGGAUGGAGCAGAAAGUAAUUGCACACGCACAUACAAGUUACGCUGCAAGGAGCUAAGGGAGAGAACACGGUAAAAGAGGACAAAACAAAUGUUUACGAAGUACAUUUCUGAACUAUUGAAAAUUUAAAUUAAAUAAAAUAUAUAUUUUAAACUCA
This is a messenger RNA of Anopheles gambiae (African malaria mosquito), 5707 nucleotides long. It is a transcript of the gene TfAP-2, whose product is annotated as transcription factor AP-2-epsilon. Gene Ontology annotation, cellular component: nucleus. NCBI's taxonomy places the organism in Eukaryota, Metazoa, Arthropoda, Insecta, Diptera, Culicidae. The coding region runs from base 1680 to 3068 and encodes 462 amino acids. Gene Ontology annotation, biological process: regulation of transcription by RNA polymerase II; anatomical structure development; regulation of cell population proliferation. The transcript is spliced from 9 exons. Gene Ontology annotation, molecular function: RNA polymerase II transcription regulatory region sequence-specific DNA binding; DNA-binding transcription factor activity, RNA polymerase II-specific. The record is from RefSeq and is a predicted model, not a curated record.